GUGUAUUAGUUGACAGUUCGCUUGCAAGUUGAACGCAUCAUAGAUUUAUUUUGCCAGUGUAUCAACAAUCAAUAUUUACAGAUCCAAAAUGAAUUCCUUCCUGAUGGUUUGUCUGUUGGCGCUGGCGGCUGCGGUGGGCGCAGAGCAAUACACGGACCGUUACGACAACGUGGAUUUGGACGAGAUCCUCUCCAACCGCCGUCUACUUGUGCCCUACAUCAACUGCAUCCUUGAAGAGGGCAAGUGCUCACCCGACGGCAAGGAGCUCAAAUCUCACAUUAAAGAAGCUUUGGAAAACAACUGCGAGAAAUGCACGGACACCCAGAAAUCUGGCACCAGGAAAGUGAUCGGUCAUUUGAUCAACAAUGAAAAGGAGUACUGGGGCAAGCUGACCGCUAAAUAUGAUCCCGAACGUAAAUACGUCACUAAGUACGAGACCGACCUACGCAAAAUCGCCGCCUAAUUCAAUAGUCGCAUCUGAUAAAAUGUUUAAAAUAUUUCCAAAACUUCCCGUUUUC
Messenger RNA from Papilio machaon (common yellow swallowtail), 518 nucleotides. RefSeq names its product allergen Tha p 1. The coding region runs from base 89 to 463 and encodes 124 amino acids. NCBI's taxonomy places the organism in Eukaryota, Metazoa, Arthropoda, Insecta, Lepidoptera, Papilionidae. The transcript is spliced from 3 exons. The record is from RefSeq and is a predicted model, not a curated record.